GCCGCUGCCCUGAGCGCCCGGCCCGGCUCCAUUCGCGCCUCCCCCGAGCCCUUGGCGGAGCAGCGGCGGGGGAGCCCCGGCCGGGGCCAUGUCCAACCCGGGGGCCCGGCGGAACGGGCCCGUCAAGCUGCGGCUGACAGUACUGUGUGCAAAAAACUUGGUGAAAAAGGACUUUUUCCGACUUCCUGAUCCCUUUGCCAAGGUCGUGGUGGACGGAUCUGGCCAGUGCCAUUCUACAGAUACUGUGAAGAAUACACUUGAUCCCAAAUGGAAUCAGCAUUAUGACCUAUAUAUUGGGAAGUCGGAUUCAAUAACAAUCAGUGUGUGGAAUCACAAGAAAAUUCAUAAAAAGCAGGGAGCUGGUUUUCUGGGCUGUGUGAGACUCCUCUCAAACGCAAUCAACCGCCUUAAAGACACUGGUUAUCAGAGGUUGGAUCUGUGCAAGCUUGGGCCAAAUGACAACGAUACUGUUAGAGGACAGAUAGUAGUCAGUCUCCAGUCCAGAGACCGGAUAGGCACAGGAGGACAAGUUGUGGACUGCAGCCGCUUAUUCGAUAACGAUUUGCCAGAUGGGUGGGAGGAGCGCAGGACUGCUUCUGGAAGGAUCCAGUAUUUAAACCACAUCACACGGACAACUCAGUGGGAGCGACCCACACGGCCGGCGUCCGAGUACUCGAGCCCGGGCAGGCCCCUGAGCUGCCUGGUGGACGAGAACACCCCCGUGGGCGGCACCAACGGCGCGUCCUGCGGGCAGGCGGCGGACCCGCGGCUGGCCGAGAGGAGGGUGCGCUCCCAGCGCCACAGGAACUACAUGAGCAGGACUCACCUGCACACCCCUCCCGACCUGCCCGAGGGAUACGAGCAAAGGACAACUCAGCAAGGUCAGGUCUAUUUUCUGCAUACUCAAACUGGUGUCAGCACGUGGCACGAUCCAAGAGUACCUAGGGAUCUUAGCAACAUCAAUUGUGAAGAGCUUGGUCCGCUGCCUCCUGGAUGGGAGAUCCGAAAUACAGCAACAGGCAGGGUUUAUUUUGUUGACCAUAACAACAGGACGACGCAGUUCACGGACCCGCGGCUCUCUGCAAACCUGCACUUGGUCCUGAACCGGCAGAACCAGCUGAAGGACCAGCAGCACCAGCAGCAGCAGCAGGUGGUGUCCCUGUGCCAGCUCCCCGACGAGGCCGAGUGCCUGACGGUGCCGCGCUACAAGCGCGACCUGGUGCAGAAGCUCAAGAUCCUGCGGCAGGAGCUGUCCCAGCAGCAGCCCCAGGCUGGCCACUGCCGCAUCGAGGUGUCCAGGGAGGAGAUCUUUGAGGAAUCCUACAGGCAGGUCAUGAAGAUGAGGCCAAAGGACCUGUGGAAACGAUUAAUGAUAAAAUUUCGUGGGGAGGAAGGCCUUGAUUAUGGAGGUGUUGCCAGGGAGUGGCUGUACCUGUUGUCCCAUGAAAUGCUGAAUCCAUACUAUGGGCUCUUCCAGUAUUCCCGAGAUGACAUCUACACCCUGCAGAUCAACCCCGACUCCGCCGUCAACCCGGAACACUUGUCCUAUUUCCACUUUGUGGGCCGGAUCAUGGGGAUGGCUGUGUUCCACGGGCACUACAUUGACGGCGGCUUCACGUUGCCUUUCUACAAGCAGUUGCUGGGGAAGCCAAUUACCUUGGAUGACAUGGAACUGGUGGACCCUGAUCUCCAUAACAGCUUAGUCUGGAUACUUGAGAACGACAUCACCGGGGUCCUGGACCACACGUUCUGUGUGGAACACAACGCCUACGGGGAGAUCAUUCAGCACGAGCUGAAACCCAAUGGCAAAAGCAUCCCCGUGACAGAGGAGAACAAAAAGGAAUAUGUCAGACUUUAUGUGAACUGGCGGUUUUUACGAGGAAUUGAAGCUCAGUUCCUGGCGCUCCAGAAGGGAUUUAAUGAAGUAAUCCCACAACAUCUGCUGAAGACAUUUGAUGAGAAGGAGUUGGAGCUCAUCAUUUGUGGACUGGGAAAAAUUGACGUUAACGACUGGAAGGCGAACACCAGGUUAAAACACUGUACCCCGGACAGCAACAUCGUGAAGUGGUUCUGGAAAGCUGUGGAGCUCUUCGACGAGGAGAGGCGGGCGCGGCUGCUGCAGUUCGUGACCGGCUCCUCCCGGGUGCCCCUGCAGGGCUUCAAGGCGCUGCAAGGUGCUGCAGGCCCUCGACUCUUCACAAUACACCAGAUUGAUGCCAGCACUAACAACUUGCCGAAAGCUCAUACCUGCUUCAACAGGAUCGACAUUCCCGCCUACGAGAGCUACGAGAAGCUCUACGAGAAGCUGCUCACGGCCAUCGAGGAGACCUGUGGCUUCGCUGUGGAAUGACCCUCCCAGCUCUCCCAGACUCUAUUUAUACUCCUGUCAGCCACAAAGCCCUUCCUUCCCUCAGCCAAGACUCAAGAAAUGCUUGAAAUACAGGAAACUUUCCCUUUUCUACACUAGGACACUGGGAGGGAAAGGACAACUUUUGGAUUUUUUUUUUAAUUUUUUUAAAUUUUUUAUUUCAAGAAAAUAGGUCCUGUGGUUCCUGCCAUAGGAUCAUUCAGCUGCUAUUAAAAACUAAUAUCUUGAACAUACAGAAUGCUGACUUUUCCUACAUUUCAACAGUUAAGCAGUAUUCUAUACUUAAAGACUACUACUAUUUUUGUAAGAGGUAAUCUAUUAUAUUUGCCUACCUGAUUUCUAUUCUCAGAUACCAAGACACAACUUCAGCAGUCGGUACAAGUCACGUUUCAGCCUGUUUUAAAUGUAUGAUACUGAACAGCAUUAUACCUGUUAUUUUUGGAAAAAAAGUAUUUUGGAUUAUUCUAACUUUGCAUAAAAUUGGCUGAAAGAAUCAUUAAUCUUUUUAAUGAAAGCCACUUACAUGUUAACUGCAUUUUCUUAUAGUAAACCAUUAUAUUCUGCAAUGUAAAUUCCAGGUAAAUGUUGCCACAGGGGCUUUUUUUAUAUUUUUCAAACAGGAAUUCUGAAUAUGACGUUUUGGGGUCCUAUUUAUAUCAUUUGUCAGAUUCCUCCAGCAGAAUUUCUAGUGAGUGACACAGACUGUAUUUGGUACAGUCCUUGUGUUUACAUGUGGAAGAACCUUUUCUUAAUGAACAGUAGAUAUUUUGAUUUUUUUUUUUUAACAGCAUUUUUCUAACAAGUCUGUCAAGAGUAUUUUUUUGUUGCUUUUGACCUUAAAUUGAAGCACUGCAUUUUCCAGCUGUUGAAGCACUGAUGGGCUUUGCCAGCAGAAGCCUGUCAGCAGUUUGUUCCAGAAUCCAUCCUGUCCAGUCAACCAAAGUUUGUUUGAAUGCAGCCAAAUCAUGUUCUGUAUUUGUUGAUGCUAAAGAUUUAUCAGGUAAAACACGUUGUAAUCUUUGUCCAGCUGCUCAUGACACGUGGGUUUAAGUUGCAACUAAGGAAAAAUGGUGUAUUGACUGAAAUAUGUGUAAUGUGCUUUGGAAAUGAGGUUGUAAGAGCACAUAAUUUAUUGAUUGUAGGGAUGGAAGUAAGUAUAUAUAUGAUUUAUAGCAUGGGUUGAUCUCUUCAAAGGGGAAUAAAAUGCACUACCAGUAGAGGGAACUGAACUUUGACGUUAGUUUGGAAAUUCUCAGUCGAGAUCUGUCUGAUCUGCUCGUGCUGUGUGGAUAAAUCAGGCUGCUCAGAGACAGUGCCAUUCUCCUCUCAGCCAUGAGAAUAUUUGGAAUAAGCAGCAGGUUUUUUUCAAUCAGUGUUGUGUUUUUGUAACUUAGGUUACAAUUAAUCAUCAAAUCUGCACUAUUUUUUCACUGCCAGUGAGAAGAGAGUCAAAGGUAUUGAAAACGCUAAAGGGAUGGGAUGUAACCAGCUGUUCCAUGUGUGCAUGGAAGUCACACUGAACCAGCUCUUUUGCUGUCUGUUCUGUGCAGCUUGAACUAAAUUUUGCUCUGCCACAGUGAGUAAACUACUACUGGAUGUUGUGUGUUAGAAUAGUGGGCAAGGGACUGCUUUCACGAAAUUGUGGUAAGAAUCUGGUGAGCCAAAUCCGAGUUGAUUUUUUUUUUUUGUACAGCUGGCAGGUUUGUUCCAAGGGACUUCUUCCCUUUCUGGGCUGGCUGCAGGAGGAGGCUACUUAGGGAUGUAAAGAGAAAGCCAAGAGGCUUCAGUGACAGCCAGGUUUGAAACAUCAGAGCCUUUUCAUUCCAGUGCACUCUUGCACUCCUGGGUUGGUGCUUUUGCAGCCCUGCUGGGCUCCCCAGUUCAGAGCUCUCUGUCACUGGGGCAGCUGCCCUGGGCCUGGGCAGGUCUGGGGGAGCACAGCAAGUUCUGGCCCCGUUUGUCCCCCCUGGCUGGGGCACAGCUCCAGCCCUGCCAGGUGAGGCUGUGAGUGACUGCAGGGUUUUACAGACAGGUUCUUGUGCCUGUUCACAGGAGAGACCCCAGUGUCAUAGAACUGACAGAAGUGUUUGUUUUUUUUUUUUUAUCCCCCUGUGCUUGCCCAGGCUGUGGCUGCAGCCUCCCUGGCCACAGAACAUGGCAAAUAUAAAAUCUGGCUAGUGGGUUUAUGGAAUGCACAGUUAUGAUCACCUUGCUGUCAUAAAAGCAUCUUUGGGGAGGGAGGGAGAUGAGCUCUGCAGAAAAGAGAUCAGAGAUCAGCUGAUAAUUACAUUCAUUUCACAGCAGCCUUAGCAGUUGCAUCUGCUUUCCUACCAAAUAUUUUGGUAUGGCAUUGAGAAUUUUUUUAACUGCCACAGAUAUUGUAAAUUUAAUAUAUUAUAGGCAAAACUAGACAAAUCUGCAUUGAACUUUCCAUAGCUGACAGAUGAGGAUGAAUAUACCAAGUAUUUUGAGUGCCUUUCUACCUUCAUAAAGACUGAGAGCUUUAACUAAAGCACCUCAUCACCCAGUCAGAUGUUUAUCUGAAAGUGGUAAAGGGUUUAUUCCUUUCCAAAAUUUUGUUUCAAGAACAUGUCAGCUACUUUCCCCUCUAAAAGGUGCUAAGCCUAAUAUUGCAUUUUCACCUUGGACUUUCACCCCAUGAUUAAUGUGAAUAUUUAUUUCAAUGUGUCCCUCUUACUGGGUUUUACUUUAUCCAGUCUUUAGUUGUUUUAGAGAGAUGUCACAUCAUGGUUUUAUGCUGUUGCUUUUCAUUAUGAAUGUUUAAUUAUGAACAGUGACUUUUGUAGAUUUCAAAUAUACAGUUCACAGUUGAGUUUCAGAGGAUUUAAUUUCUCGGUGUAAAGAGUUUUGUAAUGGUGCUUUGUACAGUAUGUAUUCUAAUUUUUUUUUGCACAUAGGUUCAGUUUCCCUAAACUGAUUUAUUUGUACCAAAUUUUUGUGUUGUAUUAAAGUCCAGAGCACACAAGCUGUUUUGAAAUUCCUGUUCUACAACACUACAUCUGUACUGAACUCCUGGUGCAUUUUAAAGGCUGCAUUGAUGGAAGUUCAAGCUUUGCUCCUCUCUCACAGCACCAUCCUCCAGCUCGAUGUAGCAUCUUUUUAAACAGCACCACACAGUUAACAGGUGCCAUUUGUUGUACUUUACACUAUCUAGUAGGUUCCUGGCUCUACACAUCCUCAGAGCUUUGUCUGUAGUUGUAAUUAGUUUAUACAAGUGUAAUUACUCCUCCACAAACUGACAGUUCUUAGUUUAUCAUUUCCAUUGUAUUUAUUACAGAGUGUUUUAGCGUUGGUAUCAUUGUAUUUUCACCCAGCUGUUACAUGAGCUUUAACAAAAAAAAAAAUCUGUAUAAAAUGGUUUUUAAGUACUUAAUGUAUGUACCCAUGCAGAAGUUGAGCAAUAAAUUGUAUGCUGUUUGCACUGUCACAGCAUCAAUGGUUUUAAAA
Prinia subflava (tawny-flanked prinia) is the source of this 5836-nucleotide messenger RNA. It is a transcript of the gene SMURF2, whose product is annotated as SMAD specific E3 ubiquitin protein ligase 2. Gene Ontology annotation, biological process: proteasome-mediated ubiquitin-dependent protein catabolic process; negative regulation of BMP signaling pathway; protein polyubiquitination. The transcript has 19 exons. The record is from RefSeq and is a predicted model, not a curated record. Lineage: Eukaryota; Metazoa; Chordata; Aves; Passeriformes; Cisticolidae. The coding region runs from base 89 to 2350 and encodes 753 amino acids. Gene Ontology annotation, molecular function: protein binding; ubiquitin protein ligase activity. Gene Ontology annotation, cellular component: cytoplasm.